AUGAGGGAGCCCGAUAACGACUUUUCAGACGUCGUGCAGGGCAUGGACCUAGAGCUUCGGCACCCUGACCGGAACAUGUUUCCUGUGGCCAAUCAGAUCGACGCUCUGGGAACAGAAGCUCCUCAUACUCCAAUUAUCAAGCGAAUGUCCGAGUACCAGCUUGUUACUUUGGCAGGAGCGGCUUCCGGGUUCUUGGCCGGGGUUGUGGUUUGUCCUUUGGACGUGGUGAAAACAAGAAUUCAGGCUCAGGGCGUGCUGAACCGAUAUGGUCUGUUCAUACUGGCGUUCAAGACUAUUUCUAGAGAAGAGGGCGUUAGAGGGUUAUAUCGUGGUGUGGUGCCUGUCACUAUAGGGUACUUACCGACGUGGACUAUUUAUUUUACUGUUUAUGAACGGGCCAAGAAGUUUUAUCCUCGGUUUUUUUCUGAAUCACUCGGUAUACAAAUAGACUGGCUCAACCACUUUGCAGCCUCUUUGACGGCUGGCUCCACGUCUUCCAUUGCUGUCAACCCGAUCUGGGUUGUGAAAACAAGACUUAUGCUCCAGACGGGCUCGGAAAAAGUAUACUAUAAAAGCACCCUAGACGCUUUCCGUACCAUGUACCGAAACGAAGGCCUUCGUGUGUUCUACAGCGGUCUUUUGCCCUCAUUGUUUGGGCUUAUACACGUGGGAAUCCAUUUCCCUGUUUACGAAGCGCUCAAGCGUACUCUUCAUGUUAGCGACUCAAGCCAGAUGUCUCACGGUAGCUACCAUAAGCUCUGGAGACUAAUAGCGGCCUCCACCGUAUCCAAGGCCAUUGCGUCUACUGUCACUUACCCACACGAGAUUCUACGAACCAAAAUGCAGAUGCAAAAGAAAUCCACGGAUCGGUUUUCCUUGCGUAACUGGAUACGAACUAUUUACAGUAAAGAAGGCGUCCGAGGGUUCUACGCCGGCUAUUUGACAAACUUGGCGAGAACCUUGCCGGCAUCGGCAGUAACGCUUGUUAGUUUUGAGUACUUCAAAACGUACUUGUUAGAGAUCAGCGGAAAGGUCUGA
Messenger RNA from Candidozyma haemuli, 1038 nucleotides. RefSeq names its product NAD+ transporter. NCBI's taxonomy places the organism in Eukaryota, Fungi, Ascomycota, Pichiomycetes, Serinales, Metschnikowiaceae. The transcript has a single exon. Gene Ontology annotation, biological process: NAD transmembrane transport. Bases 1 to 1038 code for a protein of 345 amino acids. The record is from RefSeq and is a predicted model, not a curated record. Gene Ontology annotation, molecular function: NAD transmembrane transporter activity.